Naegleria lovaniensis is the source of this 1371-nucleotide messenger RNA. RefSeq lists its product as uncharacterized. Gene Ontology annotation, molecular function: calcium ion binding. Gene Ontology annotation, cellular component: uniplex complex. The transcript has a single exon. The coding region runs from base 1 to 1371 and encodes 456 amino acids. The record is from RefSeq and is a predicted model, not a curated record. Gene Ontology annotation, biological process: mitochondrial calcium ion homeostasis; calcium import into the mitochondrion. NCBI's taxonomy places the organism in Eukaryota, Heterolobosea, Eutetramitea, Acrasida, Naegleriidae.
AUGUUCAAAUCAUCAUCAACAAAAUCUUCCACUCUUAUUACCAGUUUAAAUUCGCUCAUCAUCAAGAAGAAUGGUUUGAAUCAUCACAAGAGCAAUCAAAAUAUUAGUAUUUUAACCACUAUGAAAACAACUCCAUCCGUUAUGGAUCAUGGUCUAUUCAAGUCAUCCUCUUCUUUCCAACAACAAUACCGAUUUUACAAAUAUUCCUAUAGUGAAACAUCACCAGAGGAAAUUCGUAGACUCUCAGGAAACUCUACAAACAAGGGACUUCCAUGGAUGACUGGCUUGUUUGGACUCGUGAUCGGCCUCGGAUUGGGAUACUACUUUUCUGAUUCGUUAGCUGGAGAAAAGAAAGUCCUAGAAUCUGGUCUUGAAAAGGUUGCUAAAAAGUCAAAGAGUCUUGCUGACUUGUUUGAUGAAUUUGCAGAUACCACAGUAACCAAUCCAACCACUGGAAAGACUGAAAAGAUGAUGUCAAUUGAAGCAUUUAUUAAUUCAUUGCUCACCUCACGACCAAACGUUCCAAAUUGGGUAGCAUUGCCUAGAAGAGAUGGUAAAUUAUUGGUAGACAAGAAGAGAGCUCAAGAUCCACAAUUAAAGAUGAUGUUCGAGUAUGCAGAUGCUGACAAGAAUGGAUUAAUUAAUUUUGAUGAAUAUGUUCUAUUCAUGACUUUCAUGACAAGUUCUGAACGCCAACUAAAGAUUGCUUUCCAAUGCUUUGAUUUGGAUGGAUCUGGAAAGAUUGAGGCUGAAGAGUUCAAGGAAAUUGUACGAGCUAACCGAUUGAGAGCUGAUUCAAAGAAAGGAAAGGAUGACGUCGACGACAUUGAUUGGAGGAAUAAUGGCUUGAUGACUCGUUUGUUUGGACCUGAGCUAGAUCAGAAAUUAUCAUUCGAAGAUUUCAACAAAUUUAUUCGUCAAUGCAAGAAUGCUCUUCUUAGACAAGAAUUCUUACAAUAUGAUGUGGAAGGAAAUGGUUUAAUAUCAGUUGAAGCAUUUUCUGAGCUCAUGACUAAGAGUGUUCAUUAUAACUCACUACAAAUCAAUGAUUUCAAGAGACAAUUGAAUUUACUUAAAACGAGAGGAUUUUUCGCACCAAAUGGAAGAAUUAACUAUGAAACAUUUAAGGCAUUCAACGAUAUGGCGAGAAACAUGGAUGACAUUGCUCUUAUGAUUCAAUUGUAUACAGCAAGUCGAAAAGGCAUGAAGAAGGAAGAUUUUAAGAGCGCUUUGGAACGUGUCGCAAAAAUUAAGGUCUCUGAUAAGGUGGUGGAUUUGGUUUAUGCCAUCUAUGACAAGAAUGGUGAUGGAGAGUUGGACUACAAGGAAUUUGUUAGCACUAUGAAAGCAAGACAAAAUGUUUCUUUGUAA